AUGAAGUUCCGACGACCAUCGAACGCCGUCAGAAACCAGACAUGGUGUUCACCCUGGACAGACUGCAACAGUGAGCUGUUCAAAUCAAAAUAUCGCCUUUGUGCCAAAUUCCGUGGCGAAGUAUACAUGCUUUUCUUCGAACUCCAGGGCGUGCAGGUCAAUCAGGGGGGAUGGAAGAGUAUGCCCUUUGGUUGGCAAGUCCAUGCCCUUGUCAAUAGAAAAGAAGGAUGGGGUAAAACCGGGAAGUCGGAAACGCCGAAUAUGUCCCAAGAGCUAUCUCGGGUCACUAUCGAGCCCAAUAAGAAGCAACAGGUCAAGGGAGAUGUGCGACUAUUCCUCGAAAACGUCGAAGGGUUUUCGACAACCUGCCAAAUCAAUACCGAAUUCUGA
Ophidiomyces ophidiicola is the source of this 390-nucleotide messenger RNA. RefSeq lists its product as uncharacterized. The record is from RefSeq and is a predicted model, not a curated record. The transcript has a single exon. The coding region runs from base 1 to 390 and encodes 129 amino acids. NCBI's taxonomy places the organism in Eukaryota, Fungi, Ascomycota, Eurotiomycetes, Onygenales, Onygenaceae.